Entamoeba dispar SAW760 is the source of this 465-nucleotide messenger RNA. RefSeq lists its product as uncharacterized. NCBI's taxonomy places the organism in Eukaryota, Evosea, Mastigamoebida, Endamoebidae. Gene Ontology annotation, molecular function: actin filament binding. Bases 1 to 465 code for a protein of 154 amino acids. Gene Ontology annotation, biological process: actin filament network formation; actin filament bundle assembly. The transcript has 2 exons. The record is from RefSeq and is a predicted model, not a curated record. Gene Ontology annotation, cellular component: actin filament bundle; cytoplasm; actin filament.
AUGGAUAAAACAUUAGAAGAAUUACGUAAACAAGUAGCAGCUAAAAGAGCUGAAGAAGAUAAUAAGAAAGAAGAAAUUAUUGUUAAAUCUCUUCCUCAACCAAAUCAUGUUGCUAAUCUUGAAGAGAAACUAAUUAUCGAUUGGUUUAGUAGAUUUGGAAUUGAAGUUGGUGAUUUUAAAACUUCAUUUAAUGAUGGUCUUCUUAUUUGUCAAGUUAUUGACAAAAUUAAACCCGGCGUUAUUAAUUGGUCAAUGUAUGCUCGCCCAAAGAAUGGAAGAACUUUAAAUAUUUUCCAAAGAAGAACUAACUGUACUGUAUUAGUUGAAACUGUACAAACACUUGGAUUAACUAAUACCGGUAUUGGAUCUCAAGACAUUACUGACGGUAAUGUAAAAAUGUUGAUGGGAUUCUUUAGAGCUUUAAUGGUUUGGGAGACUUCAUUAAAGAAAUCUUUAUUAGCAUAA